AUACUUCAGUUGGCUUUGAGCCGUCGAGUGGAUCAGUCGGCAGUAGCGGUUCUUGUCGAUUUUCCUUGUUUGUUCAGUUCUUGAUAGCGUGGUUUUAAUUUAUCCACCCACUUUUUCAGUUUAUUCCUUCUUUCUCUGAGUUUCUUUAGAAAAACGAUUGUUUCAGAGGAAUUGAGUCUUUCGAUUCGAUUUUUUUACAGAUACCGUGCUGUGUAUGUGUGGUGUGUGCGUGCCCGUUGAGUUUGCGCCCUUAUCUCCCUACCCCAAGGAAAAGGAAGCCAGCCCCCACACACUAUUCCACCGCCAUUUUUGUGCUCUUGGGGUCGUCCAGCAACGCCCGUCUUUCCCAAGUAUAGAGAGAGCGAGAGAGAGAGAAGAAAAAGCUGGUGAAGCAAAAUAAAAGGAAGGGGAAGCCAUCACCAAACGAAAGACGAAGAAGAAAAAUAAAAUGGAGUCAGGAGACGAAGCCAACAACGAUACGAAGGGUAGUCAUAGCGGCAAGACAAGUGCAACGACUGAAGGCAACAGCAGCUCUACUUCAAGCAACAAUCACGGCCGCCCUCAUCAGGUCGUGGAUAAUACCGAUGCGGCGGUCAGUGCAGGUGCUGGGACUUGCCUGUGCGGCCAUCGUUCAUCUGCAGGAGGACCAUCGCAUUUUUCAUCUGAAUUGCCGCCCCUGCCAGUCAUUUCGUUGACGGUGGCUCCCACCACUGGCGGCCAAUUUGAGCUCAAAGUCAGCAAGCUCGAAACGAUUGACAAUUUGAAAAAGACUAUCUCCAAGCGUCUGAAAGUGCCCAAAGAACGGAUAUGUCUCCUCUGGAAAGAUAGACAUUUAAGGGAUGGAACACUGCGGGAGCAUGGAGUUUGUGACGGAAGUCGAUUGACGCUUUUACCCAGCGUGGAAACCGGUUUGUUGACUCAACGUCCGGAACAGAGCGUGAUGCAAGCACUGGAAAGCCUUAACGACAGCCAGGUGAACGAUUUUCUGUCGGGCAAAGCGCCAUUAAAUCUGACAAUGCGCCUGGGUGAUCACAUGAUGUUGAUUCAGCUUCAAUUAUCGGCUGUGGCACCCACUGCCUCCUCCUCGGCCCACCGACGCCCAGCCGUCAGCCAUCAACCAUCGACCUCAUCGACCAGCAGUCGAACAUCUUCCUCUACAUCGUCGGCGGAAACUAGCAACGCCUCAGCCAGUUCUGCUGCUCCACUGUCCAGCACUUCUUCGUCAACGGGUUUGUCGGCCAUGUUGAAUGCUCCCCUCCGCCAGACGUUACCCACUCCACCUCCAUCGAGGGCUCCAUCCCCUUCACUUUUGGCUGCAGCAGCCAAAGCAGCUUCUGCAUCAUCGAAUCCAGUUUCGGUUCCGUCAUCCACUUCGGCGGCUGUUCCACCCGUCGUCAAAUCGGAGAAGCCAUCACCUCCACCGACUGCUAGCAGUAGUGGAUCAGCUGUUCCCCCCGCCGCCGCUGUGGGUUGUGGCGUGGCGGGAUGCGUCGGAUGCGAAACGUGCGACAUGCGGCCCGUGCUGGACACGCGAGCUCUCGCCGAGGCUUCACGCAAUCUGACACAGACUCUUAAACAGCUUUCGUCUGAAGUGCUCACCUCCAGAAGCACAAAUGAAAGCAGCGGACGGAGUCGUCGUCGUCAAGGUGCCAUUAUUGAAAGUAUGCAUCAUCACGGCAAAGGUGUCUACUCGGGCACUUUCUCAGGUACAUUGAAUCCAGCUCUGCAAGACCGUCAGGGCCGCCCAAAACGCGAUAUUAGCACGAUUAUUCAUAUUCUCAACGAUUUGCUAUGCGCCACACCUCAAUAUCGUCGCGUGUUGAACGCUCACGCUGCAGCAGCUGCUGCUGCCGCCGCCGCCGCCGCCGCUGCUGCUGCAGCCGCUUCUGCAGCAACCACGUCAUCGACUUCCGCUCAGGCUAGUACAGCUGCCAAUCAGGCCGUGCCUGCCACUGGCCAGCAGAUUCCAACUCCAAUGGAACAGGAUGAGACGGACAUAGCCGCAGCUGCAGCUCAAAUGGCAGCCGCUGCGGCUUUGCAUCGCAAGACCCCGGAAGAAACACGUCGCCUUGCUGAAGAAAAUCAAGCCACACGAGGCAAACUGGAACAACUGCGUAUGGUGAUGGAAGAGCGUCGUGCCCGUCGAAGGGCUCGCCGGGAGGCAAGAGCCGCUCCUUACAGCACGGGCACAUGGUCAUCUAAAAACGGCGGAGGAGCUGCUGUAGCCGCUUCCGCAUCUUCCUCGGUCAAUGCGUUGGCCGGCAAGGCUGGGUGCGGUGCAUCGGCAUCAGCUUCGGCCGGAUUUGCUGGCGGAGUUCAAGCGAAUGCUGCCCACGCCACAGCAGCAGGAUCUCUGGAUUGCGAAGCGACUGCCGCUGCCGCCUCUUCCGACAGUAGCAUGGACACGAGUGAUGCUAGCAGCACAGCUGAGCUCGUACGCGAACUCAAUACGGAACCAGUGGUCGCGUGAUUAUAUUGACGAUGCAUGACGAUCCCAAUUUUUUUUUUUUUUUUUUAUAUUUGAUAUAUUUUUUUUUUGGCAAAUCCUUCCUCGGAACUACAACAGUUUACUCGCUGCGAUGACCUCCCAUACACCUCCCUCCCGUCUGUUUAGAAAGAUGAUGUGUAGAUGAGAAACUGCUUGUGCCAGAUUCUAUGAUGAGCCACCAGAUCGCGGUGUCCCGCAUAUGUUUUUUUUUUUUUUCUCCUCUAUUUGAAUUUUGCAGAGGGAAAAUGGCCUGAAAUUUAAGACUACGGGAGAGAAACUUUGGACAUGAGAUGACCCACCCUCGGGAGUUUUCUCCUUUUUUUUUUUUUUUUUUUUUAUAAUAUUAUUUGUCGUCUUCUGUAAAUAACCCCCGCGCACUGUGUGUAGAGUGCUGUUUUCUCACUAGAAGUGUUGGAACGUCGGCAUACUUCGUGCUUUCCCUUCCUCCUCGUUCGUCAUCAGGCGGCCCUAAAGAGAAAUGUUUCUUUUUUGGACGAUUUGAUGAUCAUUAUUCUAUAUUUUUUUUUCCUAUCGAUGUCAUCCGUAUGUGCACUAAGCCACGUCCUCUCCCAUCAAAAAGAGAGACUUUCGCCAUUUGCGUGUUUUUUUUUUUUAUUCCCUUCCCUCAUUUGAAUUCUUCGUGAAUUUUCAAACUUUUUUUGUUUUCAUUCUUUUUUUCCUCCUGAAUCCCACCGUUGUAUGUCUGUCUUGCGUGAUUGGGUCGUUAAUUUAGUGUAAUUGCGUUUUUUUUUUUUUUUUUUCUUUUUUGGGAGAAAGCCCAAAUUCAAUUUGGUUCCAUUUAAAACGGGAAUGAAGACGAUGACGGCGGUGGCAAUGACUGAUUGUCAGUUGAUGUCCGCAGGUCUAAAUUUUAUAUACAUAUUAUAUAGAUAUAUACAUGUCUUUUGUGCGCAGUGUGUACCCUCCUUCCUCUUAUAACAAUUUUCCUUCUUUCAAAAAACAAAAAAAAAAAUGUCAUCCCAAGAAGAUGGUUUAAGGGAUGCGAAAGCAGGAAUAUGUUUUUCGUGACCGUGCGGGAUUAAUCUCGUCUUGGCUGCAUUUGUUGGGUUGUCUUGUUUGGAGCGAUAUGUUCAUUUAGGAUAAUUUUAAAAUUGUGUUCCCCUCAAUUUAUUUUUUUCCCCUUUUUAUUUAGAUAGAAGAUGAAAGAAACGAAAUCUUUCAGUUAUAGGUGAUUAAGGUUCAAUUGUCGACUAAUUGUUUGGCUUCCCACCUUUCUUAUUUCUUUGGUAUUCAUUAUUUGUGAGCAAAGGGGAAAAAAUAUGGGUCUUGAUGUCUUGAUUUUUAGUAUGUAUUCUUGAGUACCAUUAGAGACACUGGCUUGCAAAAAUGUUUUUGAACUCUUUAAUUUAGGCAGAAAUAUGUGUUGGUUUUGAUGGAGAUGUUUGCGGACGUCUGAGGUUGAAUUUGAAAUAGAAAGGAAUUAAAGUCGAAGAAACUUUUUUGGGGGUUUAACAGUUGGCGAAUUCGAAAUACUUUGUCUCUUUAAUUGAAAAAAAAGAAGAAAUCCAUUGGCGGUCAUUUAAAUUCUCGCUUCUGAUCCUUCCCUAUUUCCCCUUUAGUGGAUUUUCGCUCUUUCGUCAUGUAUCUUUGGGGAUUUUUUUUUUCAUACUUGUUUACCUUAAAAGUGAGAAAUAAUUAAUAAAAAAAAAAGAUUUGUAUGUUGAAGUGAGAAAACCAAUUGAUCGCCAAUCACGGAGUGAAAUUACCCACUCUACAAACACACACACACACACAAAUCUCUCCCGAGUAAUUAAAAUAAUUCGAAUUUUUGAAAUUAUUAUUUCUUUGAAUUCCUAUAAAUUAAUAAUUUUUAUUUUCUUCAUAUUAUAAUUAAUGUCUCGUCUCCCCAUGAAUUUUCAAUGCGCGUGUGUGCCUGUCUGUGUGAUGUAACCCGUGUUGUUUUCUCGGAUCUUCUUUGAUCGGCGAUGUGAUGUCGGCCUGUUCGUUUGUUCAAGUGUCUCCCUCUGUUUGUUCUCCCUCCUUUUUAAUCUCUCUUUUCAAACUAUCUUUUUUUUUUUUUUAAUAAUUCGAUAGUAUGUCUCGAGUUUAGUAUGUGACCAUUGUUUUGGUUUUUGAAAAAAUAAGAAAAUUGAUUUUUGUUUCUUUUUUUCGUCGAAAAAGUGACGUCGCACCUGUUAAUUGCGAUUGUCGCUUUCGAAGCUAAAAAAGGCGAAAGAAACACAAAAAACCAACAAAGAUGAAAAUAAAAAUAAAUAAAAACGUA
Molecule: messenger RNA, 4733 nt
Organism: Daphnia magna
Lineage: Eukaryota; Metazoa; Arthropoda; Branchiopoda; Diplostraca; Daphniidae
Gene: stx
Product: midnolin homolog
Cellular component (GO): nucleus
Molecular function (GO): protein binding
Source: RefSeq, a predicted model, not a curated record